AUCGUCAUACCGAUUGUCAUUGUGGUGGGUGCGGCUCUCAAUAACAUGGCCACGGUAUACGGCAAAGCUGCAUUGUUCCCGGGCUGUGUAAUGCUGGUUUCAUCAUUGGCUAUUCACUGUACCGGGAGGAUUUGGGGAUGGUGGAUAAGUGACAGCUAUACAACAUGGAUUCGUAAUAAAAUCCGAAAACGAUGCCUGGAUGCAAAACCAUCAACUGAUUCCUUGUUGAAAUCAUCGACAUACGAUGCAUCCACAGCAAAAAAAUGUGAUCGGCGGUCACCGCGAGCCGUGUUCUGCACGGCAACUCUGGCGCUACUUCUUGGAUAUUUGACGGUAUACCUUCACAGCCAGGCACUUUUACGGAAAGCGCAGUACGGAUGGAGUACCGGUACGGGAAUUUGUGGGGUACUCUAUGCGGAGCGAAAUUCAGCAACGGCAGCCGUUCAUCCUAAUAUGACGUCAUGGAGUAUAUCAGCUGCCGAUACUGCCGAAUUUUCAGGUCAAGGAUACGCCAACACCCGCAGCGUGAACCCGGCAUCGGUGUACUGGAGCGCCGCUCUUAUUGUCAUUACCGACACAUCACAACUGGCCCUGCGUCGAAUGCUAUGGUUUGUCCACACCAUGGUAUCCGGCUGCUUUAUGGGUCACGUAAUUAACAAACUGAUGAGCCGAGACGGAUUUGCUUUUCUACGUGCCCAGUACGCGCUACUGAUGGUGUUUGUCGGAGGCACAAAUCAUUCCGCAUCGCACAGUAGCAAUCCAAAGAAGACGGAUGAAUAUGGACAACAGGAAACUGAAGAAUCCGGCCUCGUUUGGGUGGACGGCCAGCAAAAUUAUAUGCCCGCGUCCCGUCUACCAACCACAGAAGCUCUCUGCAUAUGCACGUUGUGGACGGAAAUUCAUACUCUCCUUUUCACGAAUGUGCGCCGCUGGGCUUUCUGGUUGUUACUCCCGGUACCCGCCGCACAACUACUCAUGCCUAGAAAAUUCCAAUGGCAGGGUAUUUUGUUCAUAUUAACCGGAUACACGGCGUGGCUAACCUGGCGAUUUGUACAGUCGACAUGGGAAGUGUACCGAUAUUGUCGGAAGAAAUGGUUCCGGGAGAAGGGCAGCCGCUACGGAGUGCGCCGGGUGUCUGUGGAAUUGACGGCCUGGAUAACGCUGUUCGUGUUUGACUAUUGUACGACCGCCUAUGCACCCUGGAUAACCAGUUUCGUUAAGGGGCAGUUCGCUAAUAAAACUAACCAGCGGUUAAUGGUUGAAGCGUGAACUGGUCUGCAUGACACCAUAGAAUCGUUGUUUGUCUUCAUUUCCGUACUCGUACCG
Paramacrobiotus metropolitanus is the source of this 1326-nucleotide messenger RNA. RefSeq lists its product as uncharacterized. The record is from RefSeq and is a predicted model, not a curated record. Bases 46 to 1269 code for a protein of 407 amino acids. NCBI's taxonomy places the organism in Eukaryota, Metazoa, Tardigrada, Eutardigrada, Parachela, Macrobiotidae. The transcript has 4 exons.